Messenger RNA from Linum trigynum, 2551 nucleotides. The record is from the annotation of a GenBank genome assembly. NCBI's taxonomy places the organism in Eukaryota, Viridiplantae, Streptophyta, Magnoliopsida, Malpighiales, Linaceae.
AUCAUUCAUACAAACCUUACAUGGUAUCAGAGCCUGGUUUCGAUCCAGGGACCUGUGGGUUAUGGGCCUUUCUCAGUUCAUGCAUGCACCCACGACAGUGCAUUGGCAGCACGUCAAUCGCCUUCUUCGUUAUGUGGCUGGGAAUCGCACUUUAAGUCUCCGCAUCAGUCGACACCGCUCACCUCUUCAGCUUCGUGUAUUCUCUGACUCUGACUGGGCUGGUGAUCCUGAUGACCUCACUUCCACCUCUGGUUUUUUGGAUUAUCUUGGUGAUACGCUUAUCUCAUGGAAGUCUAAAAAGUAAUGCACUGUUGCUCGCUCUAGCAUUGAGGCUGAGUAUCGUGCGCUAGCUCUAGCCAUGUCAGAGGUUCAGUGGGUUCUUAAUAUCUUAUCCGAGCUUCAUCAACCUCUUUCGUCGGCCCCGACCCUCUACUGUGAUAAUUUGGGAGCAGUUCACUUCAGCUCGAAUCCAGUCUUUCAUUCGCGCAUGAAGCAUCUUGCGUUGGAUUAUCAUUUCAUGCGUCAAUUGGUCCAGACUAAGAAGCUUGUUGUUCGUCAUCUUCCCACCGCGUCACAACUUGCGGAUAUCCUCACCAAGACAUUGUCGCGUACUCGGUUUCAUCUACUACAGUCCAAACUGGGGCUAGCUGACGCCGCCUCCAUCUUGCGGGGGCGUAUUAGGGAUAAGUAGUCUUAUCCGUGUUAGUUUUGUAUUCCUUGUAUGAUAAGUAGUCUAUUACCUUGUCCUUGUUGUAUACUCUUACUCUCUUGUAAUCCUUGGGUUAUAAUUACCCUCAGUUGGUUAAUGAUACACACACAUCAUUCAUACAAACCUUACAGCAGAGACCAGACUCUAGAGUUUAGGGUAAGAGUUACAAUAUUACUUAUUCGAUGUUAUUUUUUUGGAUCAGUGGUUUAAUAGACAUGCAUGGAUGAUCCAAAGAUUUUUAACUGUGAUUUUAUUUUUCGUUCAUUUGUCUUUGCAUAUAGUAGGUGAACUGAAUGUGGAACCUGUUGUUGAAAUUUUCCAGCUUGAACAAGCUGCUAUUGAUGCAUCGUGCUAAUGGUAAUGAGGACGAACUGGAAGAACAAUGUACAUAGGUUAACAUUUGUUGUGUGGCCUCACUUCACUAGAGUGAGGAUUAAUGGGGGUAAUGAAAGCAAUGUGUAAGUACUGCAGGAAAUCAAUUUGUGGGGAAACAAUCAACGGAACUUCACAUAUGAGGAACCAUAUCAUGUACCUAGAAUAAGAUACAUGAUGUAUCUGGAAAAAAAUUUGGCCCCAACUAUCGAUCUACAGGUAAUCCCCAACUCUCUGCUUCUCGGUACAAUUCUGAUGUGUGUAGGAAGGAACUCUGUUCUAUGAUUUUGGUCCAUGAGUACCCACUUAGCAUUGGUCACUUAGGGUUGAAACAUUUAUGUUGUUAUUUGCAACCACAGUUCACUGUUCCUUGUAGAAACACUGUGAAAAAGGAUUAGUGGCUUUGUAUGAGGUUCAAAGUAGCAAAUAUCAAAGCAUUCUUAGUUGUAACUUGGGUAGGAUUUUUGUGACUACUGAUUUGUGGACGGCCUCAAAUAAGAAAAGAGGGUAUAUUGUUAUAACUGGCCACUUUAUUGAAAAUUCUUGGAAGCUUCGUAACAUUAUGAUGAGGUUUAUGUAUGUUCCAGCCCUCACGCAAGUUAAAGACUUGCUGAUAGAUUGUUUGAUUCUCUUUUGGAUUGGAAUAUUGAUAGUAAGUUGUCCUCAAUACACUGGAGAACUGCACCACCAAUGAUUCAAUGAUAUUUCAUUUGAAAAAUAAGCUUGUGACGAGUGACAUGUUGAUGGAUGGUAAAUUGGAUCAUAUGAGGUGUUCAGCGCAUAUUCUGAACUUGAUUGUGAGGAAUGGUUUGGAUGCAAUCAAUGACGUUAUGCAUUUGAUUUGGAAGAGUGUAGUUUGCUGGAAUUCUAUACCUACAAGGAUUCAAACCUUCUUCGAAACUGCUAAGCAACUGAAAUUGUCUUUUGAGAAGAAGCGCUUACUUGAUUGCCCAACUAUAUGGAAUUCUACAUUCAUAUGCUCUAUGUUGCUCUUCCAUAUAAGGAUGUGUUUUUUCGUUUGAGCAUGAGAGAUAGUCAAUACACAUGAGUUCCUUCCAAUGCUCAUUGGGAAUUUGCAUAUGUUGUGAGUGAGAAUAUGGAAAUUUUCUCUAAGAUUACUGUGUUGUUCUUCGAUUCCAAGUAUCCAAUGGCCAACCUCCCCCCCUCCCCCGGAAGAUUUUUGAUCUUAUAUUGAAAAUGAUUAAGUGGGAUGUUAAUCCCAAUCCUGUGAUUUUUGAGAUGGUCAGUAAGAUGUCCAUGAAGUUUGCUAAGUACUUGGAUGAUGUCCAUCUUUUUCAUGUUGUCUUAGUUGUUAUGGAACCUUGACAUAAGCUACAUUUUAUUGAGUACUAUGCUGCAAAGUUUGGCAAUAAUAAUACUGAUUUGGUGGCUGACAAUAUCAAGCAAAUUAUCUAUGGUUUGAUUCUUGAUUAUCAAAACCAAAGUUGAAAAGAAAUUUGGUUCUAGAAC